AUGGCUCGCACCACUGCCGCCCUCGGGCUGGCCUCGCUCUUCCUAGGCGCGGCCCACGCCCAACUGCCCGGCGAGGCCACCGAGGUCCACCCGGAGCUGACCACCUACCGGUGCUCGCUCGCCGACGGGUGCAAGGAGGAGACCAACUACGUCGUGCUGGACUCGCUCGCCCACCCGGUCCACCAGGCCGACAACGACUUCAACUGCGGCAACUGGGGCGAACCCGCCAACUCGACGGCCUGCCCGGACCAGGAGUCGUGCGCCAAGAACUGCAUCAUGGAAGGCGUCGAUGACUACUCGACCUACGGUAUUACCACAAAUGGGGAUGCGCUACGUCUGCUACAGGUCCUUGAUGGCCGCGUCGUCAGCCCCCGCGUGUACUUGCUCGACAGCACCGAGCGCAAGUACGAGAUGCUGUCGCUGACUGGCAACGAGUUUGCCUUCGAUGUUGACGCCACCAAGCUGCCCUGCGGCAUGAACAGUGCACUGUACCUGUCCGAGAUGGAUCCUACUGGCGCUGAGAGCGAGCUUAACCCCGGUGGUGCUUACUACGGUACUGGGUACUGCGAUGCCCAGUGCUAUGUCACUCCGUUCAUCAACGGUCUUGGCAACCUUGACGGCAAGGGCGCGUGCUGCAACGAGAUGGACAUCUGGGAGGCCAACGGGCGGUCCAACCACGUAGCCCCCCACCCGUGCAACGUCGACGGCCCCUACCUCUGCGAGGGCGCCGAGUGCGAAGCCGACGGCGUUUGCGACAAGAACGGCUGCGCAUGGAACCCGUAUCGCGUCAACGUGACCGACUACUACGGGAACUCGGCCGACUUCAAGGUCGACACCACCCGCCCCUUCAGCGUCAUCACCCAGUUCCCCGCCGACGCCGACGGCAAGUUGACCGCUAUCCACCGCCUGUACGUCCAGGACAACAAGGUCAUCGAGUCCUACGUUGUCGACGCCGAGGGCCUGCCCAAGACGGAUAGCCUCAACGACGAGUUCUGCAGCGCGACUUAUUCCACCAAGUACAUCGGUCUUGGUGGUACCACCACCAUGGGCGAUGCGUUGACCCGCGGCAUGGUCCUGGCGCUCAGCAUCUGGUGGGACGAGGGCGGCAACAUGAACUGGCUCGAUGCUGGUGAGGCCGGCCCUUGCAACCUUGAUGAGGGCAACCCAACCGAGAUUGUCAAGGUCGAGCCCAACCCGGAGGUCACUUUCAGCCGCCUGCGCUGGGGUGAGAUUGGCUCAACCUAUGCUGAUGCUAGCACUGGUGGCGGCAAGUGCAAGAAGCGUCGUGCUGCCCACUACUAA
Dichotomopilus funicola is the source of this 1302-nucleotide messenger RNA. RefSeq names its product endoglucanase EG-1. NCBI's taxonomy places the organism in Eukaryota, Fungi, Ascomycota, Sordariomycetes, Sordariales, Chaetomiaceae. The transcript has 2 exons. The record is from RefSeq and is a predicted model, not a curated record. Gene Ontology annotation, biological process: carbohydrate metabolic process. Gene Ontology annotation, molecular function: hydrolase activity, hydrolyzing O-glycosyl compounds. The coding region runs from base 1 to 1302 and encodes 433 amino acids.